AUGCCAGCUACCAGGAGUUCAGGUCCUCCGACGGCUGCCUCUCUCCAACCCAUCUUGAUGGAAGCCCUGGAGAACUUCAAACAAAAACACUCAAAACAAAACCAGGAUUUAAUUCACAAGAACAGAUUCUUACUGAAGACGACAGCCGAGCUUGAACGCGUGAUCAAGGAGCUGAAAAACGAAAAUCUGGAGCUAAGAAUCCAAGUCCAAAAGGCACAUUCACAGACACAACACUGGCGACAGAAGGCAGAAUCAUCAUCGAGUCAUCCAUUUUCACAUAGCCCAGACCAGACGAACCAGAUUCGAAUCGCCUUGCUCGACAUUGCCAACCGAUGCAAGACACUAGAAUCCUCGCUAUCCUAUCCGCAACCGACGCUCCCUUCCAAUCCAUCAACCUCAGUCCCCGCCUUCAACUCGACCUCGGCCGCCUCAACAACAGACUCGCUACCUGCUCUACUGCCUGGCCGAAAUCGGGCUGAGUUACUGGCGCUACGUGAGCGCAGGAGAAGUCAGUUCUCUAGCGACCCUGAGGAGCCUCGCCUAAGCUUUAUAAACGAGUGUAGUGGGGCAGAGGACCGCUCAGAAUCAACUGUGCUCAUUGAACCAUGGCAAUCAGGGUCGACAAAUAUGCAGCUACCAACCACGAAUUCGGCCGAUACCAUGAGCCGCGUUUCUGGUGCAUCUUCGCCGGGUCCAUCGAAUCAGCCCGCGAAGUUAUUGCUGGACCGUUUUGUUGUAUCUCGUCCUAAUCGACGCCACGAGCUGAUGGCCCCUGUCCCCAAAAAGUCUUCAAAUUCACGCGCGGGGCCUGAGCCGAUCCCGAACGGUCACUCAAAAACGUCUGCACAACAUGCUCAGCUUGAGGUCACAGAAGAGGCAUAUGACGAUCGAUCUGAAAAGCAGGACUCUCAUGAUGACGCCGAAAAUCAAAGCUUGGAGGAUGACCACACUUGUUCAGGAAGCUUUUCGAUACACAACCGUGCUAUGAGUCAGCUCGACCAAUCCUCAUCAUCCAGCAACUCGUCCGAAAGUGACCACGACUCCCAAGACGAUGAAGAUUCCGCCGAGCUCAAUGAGAACAUCCAUGUUAAUGCGCGCCCGAAAGAUCAAAAAGCCCUGGUAGAAGAUACCCAAUGGCGGUCCAGACAAACACAACGCCGAUCUAGAAAGCAGAGACGGACAAGUCUGACUCCUCUGCAUAUUCUUGAAAACGUUUCUCCUGCCGAGUUUUCGUUACCUACGCAUACGCUCCCAUCCCCAGAAAGUGUAGAACCCACUACACGAUCGCGGCGGCCGGAUGCGCCAGACAACCCGAAGCCCUCAGGGAGUGAGUUGAGCAAUGGGACAUUAACCAGUCAGCCAACAAGCGUCAAACGGCGCGACUCGGGCCUGACGAAAGAAGACACGGAUGAUGGUCCGGAUGAAUCCCAGCCCAGUCAAGACGAAGGCUGGGAGAAACGCCCAGUGACUAAGAAGAAACGCGUCCGCGCUGAGCUGGAUGCCGUCAGUGAAGAACACGCCGCGUCUGCUCAUCCGACUGGUCUUGUCGAGCAGGAGGCGGCUGUUGGCAGUUUAUCUGGAGCGGGAUUGCGAGAGGCCCGCCGUGCCCGCAAAGAGGUGAACUAUGCAUUGCCUAGCCUAAACAAAAAGAUGCGCCGCCCAGAUUCGGACGGGGCUUCGACCGUCAAGCGGAAGUCGAGCAUCAAGCCCCCUUCCACCCACCACAGCUCCCACCUAAAUACAUCCACGAGUAGUAGCAGCAGCACCAAGCCGCCGAAGUCCAGCGCGAGUGUCAAGUCUUCCGGGGCCACCCCGUCGACCGCGGGGCCCAGCAACACGAGCUGCAGCACAACCACCUCGUUGAACCUCGACUCGUCCCCCCUCACCUCCCCCUCCUCUUCGACCAACUCGCGCCGCUCCAAUACCUGCGCCCCUUCCACCCUCCAGCUCAAAAACCCACCCGUCAACUCUCAGCAUAAGGCCCCUCUUCAGCCUUCAUCCCUAGAUAACAAAGAUAUCCUCCUCAAUCGGGGCCGGAGACGCACUCAUAAUCUUUAA
Puccinia triticina is the source of this 2058-nucleotide messenger RNA. RefSeq lists its product as uncharacterized. NCBI's taxonomy places the organism in Eukaryota, Fungi, Basidiomycota, Pucciniomycetes, Pucciniales, Pucciniaceae. Gene Ontology annotation, cellular component: nucleus; chromosome, centromeric region. Bases 1 to 2058 code for a protein of 685 amino acids. The transcript is spliced from 4 exons. Gene Ontology annotation, biological process: meiotic chromosome segregation. The record is from RefSeq and is a predicted model, not a curated record.